Choloepus didactylus (southern two-toed sloth) is the source of this 845-nucleotide messenger RNA. RefSeq names its product Ras like without CAAX 2 (gene RIT2). The transcript has 5 exons. The record is from RefSeq and is a predicted model, not a curated record. NCBI's taxonomy places the organism in Eukaryota, Metazoa, Chordata, Mammalia, Pilosa, Megalonychidae. Gene Ontology annotation, molecular function: GTP binding; calmodulin binding; GTPase activity. Gene Ontology annotation, cellular component: plasma membrane. Bases 5 to 658 code for a protein of 217 amino acids. Gene Ontology annotation, biological process: Ras protein signal transduction; positive regulation of neuron projection development.
UAAGAUGGAGGUAGAAAAUGAAGCCAGCUGCUCCACGAGCAGCGGACCAGGAGGGUCCAGAGAGUACAAGGUGGUGAUGCUGGGAGCAGGGGGAGUUGGUAAAAGCGCAAUGACAAUGCAGUUUAUUAGUCAUCAGUUCCCUGAUUAUCAUGACCCCACUAUAGAAGAUGCUUAUAAGACCCAGGUAAGGAUCGACAAUGAGCCAGCUUAUUUGGAUAUCUUGGACACUGCCGGUCAGGCAGAAUUCACGGCCAUGCGGGAGCAGUACAUGCGAGGUGGGGAGGGCUUCAUCAUCUGCUACUCUGUCACUGACCGCCAGUCAUUCCAAGAAGCUGCCAAAUUUAAAGAGCUCAUUUUCCAGGUCCGCCACACCUAUGAAAUUCCCCUGGUGCUGGUGGGCAACAAAAUUGACCUGGAACAGUUUCGCCAGGUCUCUACAGAAGAAGGCUUGAAUCUGGCCCGAGACUAUAAUUGUGCUUUUUUUGAGACCUCAGCUGCCCUCAGAUUCUGUAUUGAUGAUGCCUUUCAUGGCUUAGUGAGGGAAAUCCGCAAGAAGGAGUCUACCCCAUCUCUGAUGGAAAAGAAAUUGAAGAGAAAAGACAGCCUGUGGAAAAAGUUAAAAGGCUCACUGAAGAAGAAGAGAGAAAAUAUGACAUGAUAGCCCUGCUUCUGACUCCCUCACUCUUUCUGCCUCUGAAUAUUAUCAGCCCACAUGUAGCAUUCUGCAUCAAUGUUCUGUCUGUCUCUUUUUAAAAUAUCUGCCUGUAGGUAAAAGCAAGAUGUGCAUAACCAUCCCUCUUGAGAUAGUUUUGUUUUGCUUUUAACAGUUGGAUGGAUUUUGUCAA